CUUGCCUGUGCAUGCCUUAAAGAGAAUGUAGUCUCUCUCUUGCUCGGUCGUCUCGCCCUUCGUCUUCCAGUGCUUCUUUAACUGCCUUGUUUCGACAGAACAAGUGGUCCAUAUUCCCCAGUGAUGUGGAAGCCUUCCCUCAACUUCAUCACAUUGCAUUAUGCGUAUAUCAUUACCCUGAGCAUCCUCAGUCUGGCCAUCAUCUAUCCAUAUGGCAACCUCCAAGCCAUUGACGCGUUCUUCUUCGGCGCGAGUGCCUCGACAGAAUCCGGGCUGAACACUGUUGAUGUCAAUAUCCUGAAAACGUAUCAGCAGGUCUACAUCUAUGUGACUCCUAUCAUCAGUAAUCUUGGCUUCGUCAACAUUAUUGUGGUGGUUGUACGGCUGCGCUGGUUCAACAAGCGUCUCAAGGAAGCGGCCCCCUCUUUUCUCCGGCAAAGAUGGAUGAAAGAUGACACAGAAGCGGAAGCAGGGAGUACUUCAAAGACGGCCACGACUUCAGAAAAACAAGACUCUUUUCAGAAUGAGUCGCAGAGCCAGCCCUUCAGCAAUACAGGUUCCAGUCUUCCCCCUACCACCAUCGCAUUCGCUGACAAUGUGGAUGAUUCUGGCCUGGAUAAGGCGCUCUACGUUCCUCCUCCCUGGCAACGGGAUAGAGGACAGCCAAUUGUGGAAGUCAAUAAUAUGUUGAGUGACUGUGAGCGAACCAGAUCUUUCGACACCCAGGCAGUCAAAUCCGGCACUUCUCGCCGGCGGUUCGAGGAUCGACUAGCUCGAACAAAGACCCUGGAGCGAGUUGCAUCCUCAAUGUUUAUCAUCAGUCCGUCCACCAGUCAUGGCCCGAAGGCGCAGCCUCAUUCCCUCAACCAGUCCCUUUCUCAGCAGCUGGACCUGCCUGAAGUAUCGUCGCAUGCUACGAUCGGCCGUAACUCGCAGUUCCAUAACCUGACUGCCGAGGAUCGAGAGAUGCUCGGUGGAAUCGAGUUUCGCAGCCUGAAACUACUACUCAAGAUCGUCACUGUGUAUUUCUUUGGUCUUCACCUCUUUGGCGCAAUCUGCCUGGUCGGUUGGAUCCAGCACACAAAUCCCAAGUAUCGCGAAUACCUUGCCAAAUGUGGGCAAGGCAACGUCUGGUGGGGCUUCUAUUCCGCGCAGACAAUGGUAGAUAACCUCGGCUUUACCCUCACACCCGACUCAAUGAUCAGUUUCCAGGACGCAACAUUCCCAUUGAUCCUCAUGAGCUUCCUCGCGUAUGCCGGCAACACUUUCUAUCCAUGUCUCCUGCGGUUCGCUAUCUGGACCAUGUUCAAGCUCUGCCCCGACCGUUCCGCAGUGAAAGAACCUCUUAACUUCCUUCUUAAGCAUCCCCGCCGCUGCUACACGCUCCUUUUUCCUAGCAAACCCACUUGGGUCUUGUUCGGCAUCCUCUUCACCCUGAACUUCGUAGACGUCAUCCUUAUCCUCGUGCUCGACCUGCACAAUCCUGCUGUGAACAAUCUCCCCGCCGGCACGCGCCUUCUGGCCUCUAUCUUCCAAGCCGCCUCCGCCCGACACACCGGCACGGCAGCCUUCAAUCUUGCUAAUGUCAACCCCGCCGUGCAAUUCAGCCUGCUCGUAAUGAUGUACAUCGCUAUCUACCCGAUCGCCAUAAGUGUACGCGCCUCCAACACAUACGAGGAGCGCGCCUUAGGGAUGUACUCUGACAACACCACCAUUGACGAAACGAACGGGCGAUCAUAUAUCCUCUCGCAUAUCCGCAACCAGCUCACCUUCGACCUGUGGUAUAUCUUCCUAGGGAUCUUCUGCAUCUGCGUCGCGGAGUCAGGCCGUAUCAUGGAUCCCGACGAGCCAGCUUUCGCUGUAUUCCCGAUCUUCUUUGAGGUCGUUUCCGCGUACGCGAACGUCGGUCUAAGUCUCGGUUACCCGACCGUCAGUACCUCCCUGAGUGGGCAGUUUACCGUCUUCAGCAAGCUGGCUAUCUGUGCGAUGAUGAUCCGCGGUCGUCAUCGGGGUCUGCCGUAUCAGCUUGAUCGGGCGAUUGUGCUACCGAAUGAGCGGCUGGACGAUGCACUUGAUGGAUAUGGCGGUGAGGAUGCGAGGGUUGUAAGACGGAUGGACAGGAUUAAACGCUUUUAUACUAGCUAGUAUAUAGUACACAGAGUAUCUAAAAGAUGC
Molecule: messenger RNA, 2175 nt
Organism: Aspergillus alliaceus
Lineage: Eukaryota; Fungi; Ascomycota; Eurotiomycetes; Eurotiales; Aspergillaceae
Product: potassium ion transporter
Exons: 10
Coding region: 124-2145 (673 amino acids)
Biological process (GO): potassium ion import across plasma membrane; intracellular potassium ion homeostasis
Cellular component (GO): plasma membrane
Molecular function (GO): high-affinity potassium ion transmembrane transporter activity
Source: RefSeq, a predicted model, not a curated record